CUCAACUAAAAUAGAUCCGAGCUCGAGGUUGGGUGAGUUAGAGCCCCAGGACUUGAAUCCAAGCCUAUCCUCACCUUUGUCUCCUUGAAGCUUUACAAGAAUCCAAAGUUUCCCCACAAGAAAGAAACACAAGACAACCUAGCAAAAUUUAUAACACAAAACAAUUCUUUCCUUUAUUAUCGAUCACGCUCCUUCUUCUUCUUCUUCAUUUUGCUUAACCAACACUAUCAUUUACCAUCCAAUUUUGCCUUCGUCUUCCUUUUCUCAAAAUCUCUGAGAGAAAAAUAAAAAGAGUCUUCAUUUUUGUUUUCGCCAUGCCUCGGGCUGAACAAGAUCGUUGUAAAUGUUGCAGAUGCUGCUGCAAAAUCAUUUUUUCUUUAGGCCUAACCUCGCUCUUCUUGUGGCUAAAUCUUCGUACUUCAAACCCCAGAUGCUCCAUUCAAGACUUCUAUCUUCCAGCCCUCGACAAAUCUGUAAACUCUCCACACAACACCACUCUUUACUUCACCUUAAAGCUUGUAAACACCAACUACGACAAGGGCAUCUACUACGACCCUUUAACCGUCACCAUUGCUAACAAAGCAAAUACCUCUGACCACAUUGGAACUUGCAUCGUUCCCAAGUUUUAUCAAGGUAACAAGAAGAAAGCUAGGAAAAAUGGCACUGUUAAGGUGGACAAGAGGGUGCUUUCACGGGCGGUUCUUCCUGGCGGGACGGCGGUUAUCAGGGUGGAUUUGGCAACGGCGGUGAGGUUCAAGAUCAUAGCGUGGAGGACUAAGAGGCGUAAGAUCAAAGUUGGGCGUGAGAUGGUUGUCAACGAUCAUGGAAAAGUCAACAAGAAGAACGUUAAGCUCUCUCAGGCGACAAUCAGCUUGAGGUUUUGUGUAAAGGUUGGAGUUAUAUUAAAUUUUUUUGUUUUUGUUUUUCUUAAUUUAUAGAGGAAUUUGAUAUUUCCAA
This is a messenger RNA of Mangifera indica (mango), 957 nucleotides long. RefSeq names its product protein NDR1-like. The transcript has a single exon. The coding region runs from base 315 to 938 and encodes 207 amino acids. NCBI's taxonomy places the organism in Eukaryota, Viridiplantae, Streptophyta, Magnoliopsida, Sapindales, Anacardiaceae. Gene Ontology annotation, biological process: defense response to other organism. The record is from RefSeq and is a predicted model, not a curated record.